AUUGGGUUACUUCAGCUGCAACAACUCUAUAUAUGCUGGUUAUGUGGUUGUGUGGGAUGAGAAAAAUGGAAUUGUUUGCCGUUCACCCUGUGACAUGAAUUACUGUUUGAAUCAAGCAGAGUGCCAGCAUCCGCUGACCGGACCUUCGUGCAAAUGCGUUCCACGCACAAUAUAUUCUAGCUUCGGUAACCGCUGCGAACAUCUAUCAAUCAAUCUCAGAGCAUUUUUUGGCAUUCUGUUUGGAGCUUUAGCAUUCUUGUUUUUACUGAUGUUAGCCAUAUUUUUAAUUGUGUGGAAGUGCAAAUCAAAUGGACGGAACAGAUUGAUAAAUGACACAAACAGCAUUGGAGAUGUGGAUCGGCAAAUAUUCUCUUGGCAAACUAAUCCAUUUUCUUCUAAAAUAAAAGAUACAAGCAUCUUGCCUACUUUGGCUGAAAAGAAUCUGUCAUCUUUAGCAUGGAAACCACAUCUUGAAAAUGUCAACACUGCAGCAGAGAUAAAAAUUCAAAGACCAUCACUCAGAAGUAACGUCGAUGAGUCCAAUAUACCAUAAAUUCACCACAAAUGAAAGCCUUUUGAGAACUUCAUUGAUGCUCUGUUUCGUGCAACAAGUGACCCACAGGUGUGACCUUUCAAUUCCACCGUGAAAUCAUCACAGGGAUCUGGGUUCAUCAAAUACAUGUACUUCAAUAUAUUUUGAAUUACCUAUGCUUUAAAUCAACAUUAUUUUCUUGUCUUGUAUUAAAAUACUGACACCGAUGUUCGAAUGAGUAAUUACUAUUUUUGGAAUUUUUAUGUUUCGAGUCGUAUAAAGAUUAGUUUUAUUCCUGCCUUCUAUCCAUACCGGCACCUUAUCACUUAUAGGCGUGAUCAUUAAUUACUUCGUAAAAGUUGCAAAUAAAUGUUUUUGGGAAACUAAAUGGAUAAACUUUAAUGCUGCACACAGCCCUGAUAAUGUAACUCAAUCCCUCAACAUUUGUUUUAACUAUUGAAAUGUACAAAUAUAAUUAAAAGUACAUAAUUGUAUGUAUUUUAGAGCAUACUAAAUUUAGAGCAUA
Messenger RNA from Amblyraja radiata (thorny skate), 1058 nucleotides. Its product is annotated as mucin-4-like. The transcript is spliced from 6 exons. Gene Ontology annotation, molecular function: ErbB-2 class receptor binding. The coding region runs from base 95 to 553 and encodes 152 amino acids. The record is from RefSeq and is a predicted model, not a curated record. NCBI's taxonomy places the organism in Eukaryota, Metazoa, Chordata, Chondrichthyes, Rajiformes, Rajidae.